Molecule: messenger RNA, 2480 nt
Organism: Megalops cyprinoides (Indo-Pacific tarpon)
Lineage: Eukaryota; Metazoa; Chordata; Actinopteri; Elopiformes; Megalopidae
Gene: gtf2h1
Product: general transcription factor IIH, polypeptide 1
Exons: 15
Coding region: 137-1774 (545 amino acids)
Biological process (GO): nucleotide-excision repair; transcription by RNA polymerase II; transcription by RNA polymerase I
Cellular component (GO): transcription factor TFIIH holo complex; transcription factor TFIIH core complex
Source: RefSeq, a predicted model, not a curated record
GUAGCUGAAGGAGCGGUACGCGGCGGCAGCAGCAGCGGGCGAGUUGUACUUUUGUUUUAUGAGAAAUUAACGGAAAGUUGUUGCUGAACCGUCGGACUUGUAUAGAUUAUUCCAUCGCCACGGCAACUACAAAGCUAUGUCAGCAUCGUCAGAGGAGGUGCUGCUGGUGGUGAAGAAGGUGCGGCAGAAGAAGCAGGAUGGCACACUGUACCUUAUGGCAGAGAGGAUCGCCUGGGGUCCUGACGGAAAGGACCGGUUUACUGUCAGCCACUUGUAUGCCGACAUCCGAUGUCAGAAGAUCAGCCCAGAUGGGAAGGCCAAGAUCCAGCUUCAGCUGGUCCUCCACACAGGCGAGAGCACCACAUUCCACUUUGCCAGUGAAAGCAAUGCCCUGCGGGACCGCGAUGCUACCAAGGAAUUGCUACAGCAGUUGCUGCCCAAGUUCAAAAAGAAAGCCAACAAGGAGCUGGAAGAAAAGAACCGAAUGCUUCAGGAAGACCCGGUAUUGUUCCAGCUGUACAAGGACCUCGUGGUUAGUCAGGUGAUCAGCGCUGAAGAGUUCUGGGCCAAUCGGCUGAGCAUGAAUACUCUGGACCACCCCCUUUCUGGCAGCAAGCAGGAAGUGGGCAUAUCUGCAGCAUUCCUGGCAGACAUCAGGCCUCAGACAGACGGCUGCAAUGGGUUGAGAUACAACCUCACCGCAGACAUCAUUGAAUCCAUCUUCAGAACAUACCCUGCAGUCAAACAAAAAUACGCUGAGAAUGUGCCCCACAACCUGACAGAGAAAGAGUUCUGGACCCGCUUCUUUCAGUCCCACUACUUCCACCGAGACCGGAUCAGCACCGGUCUGCAGGAUCUCUUCUCUGAGUGUGCCAAGCAGGAUGAGAAAGGCUUGAAGACUAUGGUUGUUCAGGGCGUGAAGAACCCACUAGUGAACCUGCUGUCUCUUGAGGACAAGUCGCUUGAUGAGGGUUAUGGGGCUGCUGUGGCACCUUCAACCUCAAACACCAACAAGGUAAAGGAAAACAGCAACUCUGCGAUCAUCAAGCGAUUCAACCAUCAUAGUGCCAUGGUGCUGGCAGCUGGAUUGCGCAAACAGGAUGCUGACCAGGCCAGUGAAACCAGCAGUGUGGAUGGGAAUUCAAGGGACUCUGACUACUUCAAGCCACCCAUAAAGAAGGUGAAGUUGCAAGAGGCCAUUGAAUACGAGGACCUAGAGAGGGAAAACAGGCAGAAAACUGUCACUUUGAACCUGAAAAAAUCUGACAGGUACUUUCAUGGUCCAGUGCCAGUCCAAUCCCAGAACUACACCACCAGCCAGGACAUCAUUAACUCUGUCAAUUACAUCCAACAAGAGAUGGCCAACUACAAACCCAGUCUUAUUCAGGUGAUUUCCAGCAGUUCAGCCAGCUCUGCCAUUGCUGCCCUUUCCCCAGGGGGUGUGCUUAUGCACGCUGGGGUACAACAAGCCAUAAAUCAGAUGGUACCCCUUGAUGUGCAGGCAGAGCUGAAGCACUUGUACAUGGCAGCUGGGGAGCUACUUCGACACUUCUGGUCCUGUUUCCCUGUCAACACACCCUUCUUAGAGGAGAAGUUGGUGAAGAUGAGGUCAAACCUGGAGAGAUUCCAGUUGACUAAGCUCUGCCCUUUCCAGGAAAAGGUCCAGCACCAACACUUGAGUAUAAAUCUAACAGGGCACCUGGAGGAAAUGCUGCAGAUGGCAUACAACAAGUUCCAUGCCUGGCAGAACCGCCAUAUGCUGAGAAAGACUUGAGAGCGAGAGAACUGGGGACAAGGCCUUUGUCUGCAUGGCUGCAGGAGAAUAAUAUCCAAGCUGCCACUACAGAAUUUUUUUCUGCCCCCUCCCCAACAACGCCCUCACUGUCUGUUGAAUGGCACUUAUUUAGGUCCUCUCCCACAAAGUUGAAAUUGGACAGGAACACUGAUGAGGCCGUGCAUGAAGGCCACAGUGUGGGGUAACGAGUGACUGAGAAGAAUUUACUUGUCUCAGGAAGCAAAAAGUAAGUCAGUAGAAAGCACAAACUGCUGUCAUCUGUACAAUCUGUGCAAAGUACAGAAAAACUGCUGAGGGUCUUGGAGGACAAAGCGUUGUAACUUCCUGAGCCCAUGGCCUGGGUAUGGAAUUGAACUUCUUGGAAGUAAAGCAGGGAAGGGGAGUGAAUAAAGCAAUACUGUAAAGAUAUCUCCAGUAUGUGGUACAUUGUUCCUGUAUGGCAUCCACACACAAAGCUUAAAAGGUGUAUUAGACCUCUACUUUGCACUGAAGGCCCAGCAUGGUAAAGUUGCAGGCAAAAUUCUGAAACGAAAGUCACAGAGAUACUGCUGCUUUAGCUGUUGUAUUUACAGUACAGGACUACUUAAUGAGGAGUUAGUGUUCGGUAAUGUUUGAUUUACGGUUAUGACAUUGGUGUGUGUGAAUUUUUAAAUUACUGUUACUAUUACUAUUAAAGGUGUAUGAG